Spodoptera littoralis (African cotton leafworm) is the source of this 1872-nucleotide messenger RNA. The record is from the annotation of a GenBank genome assembly. Lineage: Eukaryota; Metazoa; Arthropoda; Insecta; Lepidoptera; Noctuidae.
AUGUCAUUACUCGCUAGUUGUCUGUUAGCAUGUUGUGUGCUAUGGGGGGUGGCAGGCGACGUCAAGCCGGAGCUGUCGAUGCUGUUGGUGUCGCGCUGCUGCCCAGAGGGACAUGUGCUCACUGCCGAGGCGCUGCGUUCUCCCAUACUUUCAUCAACAGUAGCCGCAGCACCAUGCGAACAGGUCGACAGGAAUGUGACCUGGUCUCCACGAGUGUAUGCGUUAAAACGAAAUCGCACAAACCCAAAUGACACGGGAUUCGUCACGCUUGGCUAUGUACCGCGUCAUUGGCGCUACGAAUGGGGAAAACUUCCAGACUGUAAACCCUUACGAGUGUUACCGGAGUACGCGGCGCCCUAUGCCCUGCUCGCUCGCAACGGCGCAAUGAUGAUACGUGGAGUCUCGAAGCCAUUGGACCUGAAAAGGUAUUGCUGCGACAGGACCGCAGCACUCGUGUGUGCAGAUGAUACGUCGUGGAAGUCGACUAAAUGUUGUGCGGAAGGGCGAGCCUUCAACGGUACGCAUUGCGUGGAGCAGGCGGAACGAGCGCAGGAGGCGCUGGAGGAACUGCGCGCGCUCGCCGCCAGCUCCGACAGCGCGGCUGCCGUGGCCGGCGGCGCGGUCGGCGGCGCGGUCGGCUUCGGCUGGCCGUUGUGUGGUGAUGGCUCGCGCUAUGCCGUGGCGGGCCAGCUGGCGGGCGCCAGACUGGGGGCGCGCGGUGAGCUGGAGCUGCGCGCGGCGGGAGGCGGCGGUGAGCUACUGGCCGGUGGCACAUGGUGCGCGGAGGCCGUGCUCGGCGAGGCGGGCACGCGCGUGCUCGCCUGCGAGGCGGAGGCGCGGUCGCAGAGGCCGACGACACAGGCCACGCGACAUGCCCUAUACGGCGCAGGACUGGCGGUGGGAGCGGCCUUCCUGGCGGCCACACUGGCAGCCGGUUUCGCUCUGCCGGCGGCUCACCAUGCGCUGCACUGGCGCUGCCAGACGCACUAUGUGGCGGCGCUGAUGUUGGGGGACGUUCUGCUGGCCGCUACGCAGCUGGCAGGGGACCGCGUGCCGCCCGCGCUGUGUCGCGCGCUGGCGGUGUGCAUGCAUUUCUUGUUCCUGUCCGCAUUCUUUUGGCUCAAUACGAUGUGUUUCAACAUCUGGUGGACUUUCCGGGACUUCCGCCCGACGUCGCUGGAGCGCGGGCAGGAGGCGUGGCGGCUGCGGGUGUACAUGGUGUACGCGUGGGGCGGGCCGCUGUUGCUGGCGGGCGCGGCCGCGGCGCUGGACCAGCUGCCGCCCGCCGCCGCCGCGCCCUUCCUGCGCCCACGUUUUGCCGUGCAACGCUGCUGGUUCUACGGUGACAUGGAGAUUUUGGUCUAUUUCUUCGGGCCUGUGGGCGUCCUGCUACUCGUCAAUCUAGCGCUAUUCAUCUCGACCACUCGCCAGCUCACCUGCGGCCUCUGGCGGCGCGACGAAGUCAAGUCCACUUCUGAACGGGCGGCCCUGGGUCGCGUGUGCGCCAAGCUGGUGGUAGUGAUGGGCGUGACUUGGGGAGCAGACGUGGUGUCGUGGGCGGCAGGCGGGCCGGACUACGUGUGGUACGCCACGGACCUACUGAACGCGCUGCAGGGCGUGUUCAUCUUCCUGGUGGUGGGCUGCCAGCCCCACGCGUGGGCCGCCGUGAAGCGAGCGGCGGCAGCGUGCUGCGCGCGUGGACGGGACGGGGCGCAGGCGCGCGCCACGCACUCCUCCACGCACCUGCCGUCCUGCGGGGAGUCGCUGACGCACACCACGCCGGCGCCCGCCUCGGCCGCGCUCCCCGCGCUCCCCGCGCCCCCCACGCCCGCGGCUCCCGCCCCGCGGGUCCCCAUGGAGACAGUGUGCUGA